AUGUCUUUCGAAGAUCGGCGCAGGGCGCACGUAAAUCGUUACUUUGGCCCGGACGAAGUGAAUAAGUUUACGUGGAGGAGGGCGUAUCGUUUGGAGCAGUUGAAGGAGUACGACGACGUCAAAAGUGAGAUGGAGUAUAGGAUGGAAUUCCUGCAAUGUCAAGUGCAAUUGCACCGAUUGCCACCUGAGGAAGUCGAGAGGCGAAUCCAGGAAAGAGCAAUUGAAGGCUAUACCCAGUUUAGAGAGCUUUUAUCAAUUGAGCACAACCCUCCAAUUGAUGAAGUUAUCAAAGCAGCUGUAGUCCCUUGGUUUGUUAAAUUUCUUGGAAUGUAUAAUAUGCCCCAACUGCAAUUUGAGGCUGCGUGGGCUUUGACAAAUAUUGCAUCCGGAACGAUGAAGCAUACACGUAAGGUUAUCGAACAUGGUGCUGUACCUAUGUUUAUGAAACUCCUUAGCUCUGCUUGUGAUGAUGAUCUCAGAGAGCUGGCAGUGUGGGCCUUAGGUAAUCUGGCUGAUGCACUAGAUCGUAGAGAUUUUGUUCUUUGUCAUGGUGCGCUUGUGUCAUUAUUUGCUCAAUUAAAUGAACACUCAAAGCUAUCCAUGCUGAGGAUUGCUACAUGGACUUUAUCCAAAUUUUGUUGUGGCAAGCCUCCCACACCAUUUGUUGAGGUUAAGCUCGCCUUACCAGUUCUUCAACAACUUAUUUGCCUGAAUGAUGAAGAAGUUGUGGCAAAUGCUUGCUGGUCCUUUUGUUAUCUUUCAGAUGGACCAAAUGACAUGAUUCAGACUGUGAUUGACGCGGCUGCUUGUCGACGAGUUGUGGAACUUUUGUUUCAUCCAUCGGUCAAGGUUCUUAUACCUGCUCUUCCGACUUUAGGAAACAUUAUGAGAGGCGAUUAUGCUCUGACUAAGUUUGUAAUUGACAACCAAUUUCUGCAUCGCCUCCUUCAAUUUCUUGAACAAAAUCAAUAAAAAAGCACCAAGAAAGAAGCUUGUAGGACAAUCUCAAAUAUCACGGCUGGAAAUAGAGCUCAAAUACAGUCUGUUAUUGAGGCCAACAUUUUCCUGCCACUUGUGCUUCUUCUCAAAGAUGCAGAUUUUGACAUCAAGGAGGGUGCAUGGACCAUCUUAAAUGCCACCUCUGGGUGUUCUCACGAGCAGAUCCGAUUCCUGGUUUCCCAAGGUUGCAUCAAUCCCUUAUGCCAUAUUCUUAUCUGUCCGGACCCAGAUAUUGUAUCUGUGUGCCUUGAAGGUCUUGAGAACAUUCUGAAGGUGGGUGAGGCUGAUAAAGAAAUGGGAAUGAAUGGUGGAAUCAAUCUUUAUGCGCAAAUGAUCAAUGAAAAUGGUGGAUUGGACAAGAUCAGAAAUCUGAAGGUGCAUGACAACGAAACCAUAUUUGUAUUUCUCUCAUGGCCAAGGAUAAGAAUUUUUGGUCUGGCACAUAGUAGGCUUAUCCAAGGAGUUUGUGUGUCACCCCGUCCCAAACCAUGUUGGAAUUUUUGCACGUUGACCGAGGUUGACCGUUGACUUUGACCAUUGACCGAAUGGUCAAAAGUUGACUUUUUGACCCGAUUGGAAUUCUAGGUUGACUGAGGUACCGUUACGAAGUACACGUUGGCAUGAGUUCGUAGACUAGUAGCACUUUGAAAACGGAACUACGGUUUGGAAGUUAUGAGCAAAACAAGUUGAGGUCCAAACUGUCCAAGGGGUGCCGGAGUUGACUUUUUAUUCAUGCAAGGUUGAGCUUUGACUCAUGCAUGGUUGUAAAGUGUUCGUCGAUACGAGUCCGUAGACUAGCGGCACGUCCGAUUUGGACAUGUGGUUUGAAAGUUAUGGACCUGUAGAGUUUUUCAAACACCGUAUUAUUUUUGAACGUGUAAGGAUGUGCCACGUGUGACUUAAUGAAGGUGACCAUGUGUCACCAUGGUGAGAUGCCACGUGUCAACCAUGUUUAAUACCAAAUUAUUUUAUUGUUAUUUUAUGUAUAAUAUUAUUUUAAAUAUUAUUUAAUUAUUUUUAUUUUUUAUUUUAUUUUCUUUUCCUUUUUCUUUUCUUUUUCUUUUUCUUUUUCUUUUCUUUUUCCCCACGUGGGAAAACACCUUUCUUUUUUUUUUUCUUUUCCUUUCCUUCCUUUCUUCUUCCCCGAGCCCGACAGAGACAAAACAAAACACACAGGUUUCUCUCCCGCCCGUCUUUCUCUCUCUCCCUGCUGCACAUUUUCCGGCCACCGGAACCACUCAUGCGCCGGCUAGUGAUAAGCGGAGGGAGGAGGCGAGCUCGGCCGCCAAUUUUCACGGUCACCGGCAGCUGGACGCGCCCCGAUCGGGCCGGAGAAGCCGCCGGCCGGAAAAAUUUCUCUCUCCUCUUUUCUUGUGUUUUCCGUCCAGCCUAGUCCAAAUUAAACCUCGUCUCCCCCUAUUUUGGGUCCUCUGAGUUUAAAUAUGGCCUCCAAUCUCAAAAAUUCGAAGCGGUUUGCGAGAUACGAGGAAUUAAAAACCGGCCGAAUCUUUCCGGCCACCUCCGGCAGAAUUGGGGUCAAUGGAGACCGGAUUUGUAAUCCUCGUCGCUCAAGCUUUGAUUCGGAGCACGGGUGAGUCAUGGAAUUGAUCCCAUAGUGGAUUGUGGUUUAAUUGCGUGCUCCAGGCAAGUUUGUUAUUGGCCUCAGCCGCCCCCCUCCUUGGCCGGGAUGAUGGUUUCAGCAGCGGUACUGUCGGGACCUCGAAGUGCCGUUUGCAAGUUUCUCUCUUUAAUCCCCCGCCAGUCGGUGCUCAGGACGCUGGGUAUCAGAGGGCAUCAUCGGUAUAUGGUGUGAUGCGUCAAGUGUAGUUUUCAAAUAAAGUUUAAAACCCCAAAGGUGUUCAAAAAUUAUUUAUUAUAAUUUAUUACAUUUUAAUUAUAUUGGGGUAUGUAUUUAUUUAUUUAUUGUUUAUCAAAUUGAUUAAUCCCUUGGUUUUCGGGAAGUAUGUACAUCGGGUUUUGUGAAAUUGUUUUAAAAAUGGAACAUUUCAAACGGAGUGAUCGGUGAGAGUUUUGAGGGAAAUUAUUAUUUCCAACAGUUAUUAUUAUUUAUUUAUUAAUUGUUGGUAUUUAUUCAAUUCCCUUAAUUGUUAUUAUUAUUAUUAUUAUUAUCAUUAAAGGUGUUCAGUAGUUAGGGUCACUCACUGAGAUGAUUAGCAUCUCACGCUCUUAAAUUCCGAUCCCCUAGGUCCAGGUUGGAGACGUUGAUUGUCCGGGGCGAGCCCAACGUCUCAGUUCGUUGCCGAAAGUCCAAGAAAUAUUUCUUCCCUUUUUCCUCUCCAUCCUGUAUUACUUCUUAUCUGUCAUAGUAUUAAUUCCACAUUUAUUGUAUAAUGCUCUGUAUACUGUAUUGGACGUGUAGUUAUUAUUUAUGCACUGAGUUGCUGUUAUUUUUGAAGUGCUGAAAUUUGUGGAAUCAAUUUGUAGUAUUGUGGGAGGAAUAAGGGGAUGUUUAUAGAAGUGUGUUUUCAGUGCAAAUAAUUUUUUGUUAGUCCUACCCUUAGGGGAGGUGCUGUCAGAUUUUCCGUUGGAAGGUUCGGUGGUAUUUCCUUGGGAUUAGGGCUUGUCUAGGAUUCCGGGAAAAGAAUUCUGGACGGGUCCUGACAGUUUGUCAGAAAUUUUAGGCCCUGCGAGUUUAUGUUU
Messenger RNA from Ziziphus jujuba (common jujube), 3660 nucleotides. RefSeq names its product importin subunit alpha-4. The record is from RefSeq and is a predicted model, not a curated record. Gene Ontology annotation, molecular function: nuclear import signal receptor activity; protein binding. The transcript has 13 exons. Gene Ontology annotation, cellular component: nucleus. Lineage: Eukaryota; Viridiplantae; Streptophyta; Magnoliopsida; Rosales; Rhamnaceae. Gene Ontology annotation, biological process: NLS-bearing protein import into nucleus.